UCGAAAGAUUCGCGCCAGUCUCUUUUUUGCGCUCUAAGUAUUCUUUUGUAGGGAACUCGAGUGGUCGCAUUAUCUGUAGUUGUCCGAACUAAGCAGCCACCAUUCGAAACAAUGACAGGACGAAAACCGGCCUUCGUGGCUGUAAGCACCCAACCGAGCAAAAAAGCCAAGAUUGCAACAAAGGCCAAUGCAGUGGCCAUACAAAGCCAAACGGAAGAAGCCAAAGGCUCUGACCAAACUAACACAUCGUCUUCUGAGAAUGCUUGGCCGUCAAGUUUGCGUGAUUACGUUAGUUUAUCAUUUGACAAUUGCCAACCCGGUAAACGUGCACAGCUGGAAACCGAGCUGAAGAAUAUCAUCCUAGCAGCUAAGGAGUCUGGCUUACUCCAUACAAUUGAUUGGCAAAACAAAUCUUUACCCAGUGCCUGUGGUGCCAUAGCCAAUCCCAACGCUAGUCCUGUUCUAAAAUUAGCGAAAAAGGCGGUACUGCCAGCAAUUCUAAAUACGCCAGAGGAACAGCGGCGAAGGGAGAUGCGAGCAAAACGCUUCCAGGCGGAUAUGCCUGUCCGACGUGUCACGCCUCCCACCGAAGAUAUGGGUGGGGAAGGAAGUUGGCAUGGGAAGCCCGUCGUUGGCACCAACACUGAUCUCGAAAAGCCAUACUUUCGUUUGACUUCGGCUGUGGAUCCGGCUACUGUGCGACCGUUACCGGUGUUGAAGCAAACGUUUAAAAUGUUACGGAAAAAGUGGAAAAAGAACCAAGACUAUUCAUACAUAUGCGAGCAAUUCAAAUCGAUGCGUCAGGAUUUGACCGUCCAGUGCAUCAAAGAUAGAUUUACUGUGCGUGUGUAUGAAACUCAUGCCCGCAUCGCUUUGGAAAAGGGCGAUCUUGGCGAAUACAACCAAUGUCAAACGCAAUUGAAAUACUUGUAUUCGCUGGGAUUACCAGGUUCAAUUUCAGAGUUUGCGGCUUACAGAAUUUUGUAUUUCAUCUUUUCUCAAAAUCAAUCAGCAUUGAACGCUCUUAUUGGAGAGUUCGCUAUGCCUGAUCACAAGGAUAAACCAGACGAUGGGAUCCGGCAUGCCCUUGAAGUUCGUUCGGCCGUGGCCAAAAAGAACUACCACAGGUUUUUCCAGUUGUAUCUGGAAACACCCAACAUGGGAGGGUAUCUGAUGGAUCACUUUGUUCUUCGUGAGCGGAUCGAAGCCUUGCAGAUUUUAUGUAGAGGAUUUAAACAUGGCAUUCCAAUCAACUAUGUGGAAAAGGAAUUGGGCUUUCGAACGGGAUCCGAAGUUUAUAAAUUUCUGACGGACCAUCAUCUUGCACAUUGCGUACGAAAGGAUGCGUCGGGUCACUGUUUGGAUACCAAAGCAGCUCUCCCUGUGUUGAUGGAACAAAGCAAGCGAUUCAAAAAGAUCGAUAUCAAAGGCCAAAUUUAAAUCCACUUCAAGAAACAAACCUUGCAUGAGCCUGAAAACUAUGAAAGGAAAGUAUAAAGAAAACCAUACUCCUUGCGUCCUUCUAUUGCACACAUACAACUGUAAAAAUCCAUCAGUUUCCAUAUUUCCCGCGAUUCCCCCCCCCAUCUUAUCUUUAUCCCGAUUCCCCAUACCUCUUCUCUUUCACAUAUUCAUUUCACAAUCAUGAAUCACGGCUCAUUUCGACAAUCACAGCAAUCUUUUUUUUCAUUAUUAUUGAUGCAAUAAAAUUCUUUUUUUUUCGAUGUGGCAAUA
Radiomyces spectabilis is the source of this 1734-nucleotide messenger RNA. RefSeq names its product SAC3/GANP/Nin1/mts3/eIF-3 p25 family-domain-containing protein. Lineage: Eukaryota; Fungi; Mucoromycota; Mucoromycetes; Mucorales; Radiomycetaceae. The transcript has 10 exons. Gene Ontology annotation, cellular component: nucleus. Bases 112 to 1440 code for a protein of 442 amino acids. The record is from RefSeq and is a predicted model, not a curated record.